Messenger RNA from Diorhabda sublineata, 4589 nucleotides. RefSeq names its product carboxypeptidase E-like. Gene Ontology annotation, biological process: proteolysis. Bases 345 to 1736 code for a protein of 463 amino acids. The record is from RefSeq and is a predicted model, not a curated record. Gene Ontology annotation, molecular function: metallocarboxypeptidase activity; zinc ion binding. Lineage: Eukaryota; Metazoa; Arthropoda; Insecta; Coleoptera; Chrysomelidae. The transcript has 10 exons.
AAGAGAAUUAGAUUUUGGAUAAUUCGUAUAUCAUUUCAUGUCUAGGUAAAUUGAUUUUUUACUUAAAAAUAUCGAUGGUUAUAAAAAUCGUCCUGCUUUCAGUACAAUCAGUAACAAAAGUCAAAUUUAAUUGACAUAUAACUCAUCCAAAAUAGUAAUAAAUAAAAAAAAAGUUUGCCACGCUAGUAUCCCACGAAGUGCAACAAUGCGGCUUCAACGUGGGUGUAGGAAAAUCCAGACUAAAAAUCCAUAUAUUGUGAGAAUAAUUUGUACGCAAGCGCGACGCAGCUUUCGGUAAAGCUGCAAAAAUAUUGAAAACACUCGAGUGAAAUCAGCUGGAGAGGAUGGUGCUCGGUGUUGUGUUCAUACUAGCACUGCUAUCAACAAAAAGUUUACAAUUCGAAUACAAACAUCACAAUAAUGACGAGCUGUUGGAGGUUUUACAAGAUGUGAAUUCAAAAUGUAGCAACAUUACCAGGGUAUAUACAUUAAGUGAAAAUUCCGUUUUGGGAUUGCCGUUGUACGUUAUCGAAUUUUCAACCAAACCUGGACGACACGAAAUUCUUAAACCUGAAUUUAAAUAUAUUGCAAAUAUGCACGGAAAUGAAGUUUUGGGUAGGGAACUACUAUUGAAAUUAGCUGAUUACCUUUGUGAUGAAUAUUUGACGGGGAAUCCUCAAAUCAGAUCGUUGAUUCAUAUGACCAGGAUUCAUUUAAUGCCCAGUAUGAAUCCGGACGGUUGGCAAGUCGCAACUGAUACUGGCGGUGAAGAUUAUUUAUUAGGACGAACCAAUAAUAAUUCGGUUGAUUUAAAUAGAAACUUCCCAGAUUUAGAUAGAAUAGUUUUUACCAACGAAGAACAACAUAUUAAUCAUAAUAAUCAUUUACUUGAAGAUUUGACAUCACUGGAAGAACCACUGCAGCCAGAAACAAAAGCUGUGAUUCGUCUCAUAAUGCAAGUGCCGUUCGUCCUUUCGGCAAAUUUACACGGAGGAGAUUUAGUGUCUAAUUAUCCUUACGAUGAUAGUAGAUCGGGACGACAAACCGGCGAAUAUGCAGCUACACCUGAUGAUUUUACAUUUAGGCAUCUAGCCUUAUCUUAUUCUUUGUAUCACGCCGAUAUGGCAAAACCGAAUAGAAAAAGUUGUGGGGAUUACGAAAGCAUGCGCUUCCCAAAACAACAAGGGAUUACCAAUGGUGCUAAAUGGUAUUCUUUAGAAGGAGGUAUGCAAGAUUUUAAUUAUCUUUCAAGCAACGACUUCGAGAUAACAUUGGAAUUGGGUUGUAAAAAAUAUCCCCCUGCUGAUGAAUUGCAAAACGAGUGGGAAAGAAACAAGAAUGCUCUUCUAAAUUUCAUUUGGCAGACUCAUAUUGGUAUUAAAGGCAUAGUAUUCGAUAUUCAAUCGAAAACAGGCAUACCUGGAGUUGUCAUACACGUUCGAAAUAUAACUGACAAUCCGUACGACAUCGAUCACGAUAUCACAUCAGUACAUGAUGGAGAUUACUACAGGUUAUUAACACCUGGAAAAUACAAAAUAACUGCAUAUCGAGAUGGUUAUUUACCUCGCUCAAAAAUCGUCACCGUAACCAAUAAACCCUUCGAAGAAGCUCAGAGACUAGAUUUCCCUUUACAGCCAAUAACGAAAUGUAGACGUCGUCGCAAAUGGAAGCACAGAUCACUUAGAUGCCACCGUACAUGGUCGCUCCGAACAACAAUUACAUCAAUUCGAAAUUAGAAGAUGAAUUCGAUAACCAGCAAUGGUCCAAUUGGGCCGAAGAAAGUGAACCCAUACCAGAACCAAUAGCAGUACAAUAAAACAUAAGUCGUAUAGCAAUUUUUUUUCUGAUUACGCACAUAGUUUACUAUUAGUCAGGUCAAAAUAUGCAUUUCAAAUAAAAUAAACUCCCACAAAGUUAAUUAUUGGUAAAUACUUUGAGAUGAUAGUUAGAAUUGAGUUUCCAUUAAUGUCCAACGAUCCUUGAUCCUUUGUAUGAUAAUAAGAGUUACUUCAAAUCAAAACAAACAAAAUAUAGAGUUUUUUCGGUUUUCCUCGUAAACGGUGAGUUUUAUCAAAAAAAUAGAUGGGAGAAAAAUUGUAGAUCACGCAAUUAUCUACAAAAAUUGUGAUCAUACUUUUUUCGAUACGAAUCACCAUUUCUGAGAUAUCGCGAUUUUUAAACUACAAAGAUUGGUAUCUCUAUUUGGCGCGUUUUUUAAAACAUUGUUUCCCAGGUAAGCGAGCUACACUUCCGGUAAUGGCAGAAUUUUAUAGAAUGAUACUACAAUUUGAUGAUAUUCAUUGGAAGUGUAGUGCACAACGUUUUAAAAAAGGCACAGUUUUUGUAGAUGAUUUGAUGAUCUAGAAUUUUUGUCUUAUCUAGUUUUUUAUAAAACUUAAUGUUUACGAAGAAAUUUUAAAAAAUUAAGAAUUUUGACAUUUGACAAGAAAAAGAAGAAGAAAUGAAAGAAGUCGAAUUUGAAGAUAAUGGAUUAAGAAAAAGUUUAGCACGCUUAUCUGGUGAAGAAUUUUAAAAAACGACGUGCCAAGUAGGGAUACCAAUUUCAAAUUUUUGAAUUGUGAUAUCUCAGAAAUGGCGAUUUGUAUUAAAAAAGGUAUGAGUACAGGUUUUGUAGAUAAUUUUAUAAUUUUUAUUUUUUCUGCUGCUAAAACGCAUCGUUUACGAGCACAUUCCAAAAAACUCGAAAUGUUGACAUUUGACAAGGAAAAGAAGAAGAAAUAAGAGAAGACGUGUUUGAAAAUGAAUAUCAUUAAUCAAUUGAGUUCACAGUUUACGUGAAAAUUUGACAUUGAGUAACAUUUUUUUAGAGCGCACAAAAUCGAUAGGAACUUCUGAAGACUUAUUUCCAAUAGCAAACACAAGAUUUCUGUCAAAAUUCAACUCUGUGGGAUUUUUUUUAUUUAAACCAUAUUUUUAGUCUAAUUUGACCGGACUAUAUCCAAUUAUUUUUUAAUAAAAAAAGUACUUUACAUAUGAAAUUUUUUUGAAAUAGGUUGAUUGUGGAGAAGAAAAAUAGUGACAAAUUGUUUAUGUUUUACUUUGAAUAUAUCUCACUUUAAUAAACAAUUGUGUAAUGGAUCAAUAAAUUAUUCUGUUUGAACUUUGAGAUAUAUAUGGAUAAGGUUAAAUAUAUAUAUUAAAUAAUUUUGUUUCUAACAACACAUUCUUAUAACAAAUUUUAAAAAGAAAUAAUUUACAUUUAAAUCAGUUUGCCGGUAAAUGACUUCAUCGCUAAUUGAAAUUCAAAAUUACGUCAUAAUUAGUGAUAAAUCAAUUAAUUUCCUUUAAAUCGACUAAUUAGGGUCAUAAAACGUUAAUUCAGGUUUAAGUGUAUAUAAAUUUGUAAUAGGGAGUUUAUCAACAUUCCUAUCCUUGAAAAACAUUAAUCCAAAUAUUAUAUAACCUACAAAAUUGAUAUUACAAAAAGUUUGUUAUUUAUUUCCAAUAAUCUCUGAAACACAACUCAACUUGACAACAUUGCAUUCGUUUGGGAUAGUAUUAGACUCAGUUACAUGGACACAAUUGAAUUUGUAUUAAAUUCUUGUAAAAGAAUCAAUUACAAUUUUCGAAUCGUAAACGGUUUCGAUUCUUUUAGUGUCAUUCAAAGCAGCCGAGGGAAUAUAGAAUCGUGCAUAGUCGUGUAAGAUCGUUUUGCAUUAGACUUAUGCCGCAUUCAUAGACAUAGACAUAAUACUAGACUGCGCAUUCGAUGUACUAACGACCUCUGUGGGGCAUAACCGUCACGAGUGAGUCUUCAUGACUUUAUUGGCAACUGGACGUGGUAGUUCGUCAAUGACGUGUGUUUGUUCAGGAUAUUUAUUAUAUGUUCUUCAAUAUAAAAAACAGGGUUUAUGAUCAAAAUAAAAACACGUUAUUUAAGCGUUUUAGAAGUAGUCAAAUACUUUUACCGAGGUUCUAAAUGUUGGAAAUUAAGUAUUUCCGGUUUUUUCCAAUAAUUGGAUUGGUGCAUUUCCGGUUUAGCUUUCUGAACUAGAUUCAUACAUAAUACAAGGAAGAGUUUUUUUGGGUGCUUAUUGAUAGGAGGUGGAUAGAGGGAAAGAAUCAAAUUUGCUGGUUAAGUUAGAUUAGUUUUACUUCAGCUUAGCUCUGAAAAAUGAUAUUUUCCUAUAAAAUGCGAAAUGUUUUCUGUCUGCAUUUCUGUCUAAUUCGUAAAUUCAUUUCAAAAAGCUGAAGUUAACCAAAUUGGUGAAACCAAAUAUACCAAUUUCUGUCAUCUGGGACUUCUUAAAUGCAAAGUUGACUUGUUUUAUAGUGAUUCUAAACGGGAAGUAUUUCUUAACUAGUUGUAUCAAUACUGGCUAUAAUCCAACAACAAAUAUCCUGUACCAAUGCGUAGACAUAGAAAUAUUUUUUAUACAAACCUCGUAUAUGAUUACAAAUUAAGUUUCAAAGUACCUUUUUUAUCAAAAAAUAUUUAUUAAAGUACACAUUUUUCAAAUUCUUUAAGUUGAAUACAACAACAUAGCAAACAAUUUUCAAUAUUUUAGAAUUUUAGAACCAAUAAAUUGUCAUCUUCCAUUAUGAAAUAAAUUUUAUUUUAAACUGUA